AUGGCCACCAGCACUGGCACCCACAGGCGUGGGAUCCCCUCCGGAGCUGCUGGCAUUCGCAGGAUCCUACUCAUCCCACACCUUAUAAAAGCUGUGAACCAGUUUAAACUGGCCACAAACCAAUACAUGGGAGCCGAGCCCAAAACAACAACCUCAAAACACUGGGGCCAGCCCCAUGGGUCCCAAUUGACCCACGUGGACAAAGCUGCACUGGUGCUUCCAGGGGACCAGCGUGUCCGCAAGCUCUCCCACACCCUGCAAGGCUUUGGUGAGGGUGUUCUGAUCGCUGUGUUCUCCUUCCCUAAUUGUUUUCCAGUUGCUUUCCUGUCAAAGCCUCAAGGCUUGGUUACUCCCAAGAAAAAAGGGAACGGGAAUAAAAGAAGAAAAGGCAAAGGCCUGGGGAAGAAGAGAGACCCGUGCCUGCGGAAGUACAAGGAUUUCUGUAUUCACGGCGAAUGCAAAUACAUCCGAGAGCUGGCAGCUCCCUCCUGCAUAUGCCAGCCAGGAUAUCAUGGAGAGAGAUGCCACGGCCUCUUGCUGCCUGUGGAGCACCCUCUCAGUGCAUACGACCACACCACGGCACUGGCCGUCAUUGCUGUCGUCCUGUCCUCCCUGUGCCUCGUCAUCAUUGCAGCCCUGCUGAUGCUCAGAUGUCACAAGAGGGGUGUCUACGAUGUAGAAAACGAAGAGAAAAUCAAGCUGGGCAUCACUGUGAAUCACUGAGGAUGCUGCGUGCUGGCGAGGGGUCAGCACUAACGCACUUCUACCUCCUGGAAGAGGCGAGAGCCGUGGAGCCAGCGCCAUCCCUGGGAUCCUGCAGCGCAGCGGGAGCUUGCUGGAGCAGCAGGACAGCACCCACUUUGGGGCUGGUCGGGCAACGGUGUCACCGGAAGGAGUUUCGUGGCCAUCUGUGGGACGGAGGGGGCUUGGGAGAGGCACUUGCCCAUCAGGCGGCUUCAAGGAGGCAGGAGGCACCGGCCAGCCAGCGGCACAGGGGCUCUCCAGCAGCUCUCCGUCCACUGCGGUGCAUGCUGAGGAACAAACUGUGAAAGGCGAGGAGACUGGGCUCGGGGCUUUCUUAGGCGCAGGAGGGGUGGGAGGGUAACAGCUAUUUAACAAGAUAUUUUUCAUUUUAAAUUAUAUAUUUAUUUUAGAUAAACUGUACAUAGUAUUUAUAUUUAUUGUAGGCCUGGCCCUGUAUCCUUCAUGUAGGUCAAGAUUGACAGGGUCAGACCUCCCUUAUUUUUUAAGUGCAAUGUAAUAUUCUAAUAAAUAACACUUUGUUACAAA
Molecule: messenger RNA, 1290 nt
Organism: Calidris pugnax (ruff)
Lineage: Eukaryota; Metazoa; Chordata; Aves; Charadriiformes; Scolopacidae
Gene: HBEGF
Product: heparin-binding EGF-like growth factor
Exons: 6
Coding region: 1-723 (240 amino acids)
Biological process (GO): epidermal growth factor receptor signaling pathway; positive regulation of mitotic nuclear division; positive regulation of cell population proliferation
Molecular function (GO): heparin binding
Source: RefSeq, a predicted model, not a curated record